UAUGAAAUCAUUGAUGAUUUCCAGUACAAAGGGUCCGACUAGAAGUCAAAUCAAAUGUCUCAAAUGGUUUUCCAAAGAUCACAGUUGUACGAUAUUCCCCUGUCACCGUCCACACCGAAUAAGAGAACCUCUAUAUAUACUUUUCCUUCUCAUGAAGCGGCUCUUUCAACACUCACACUUCACACUCAAAACCUUCCAUACUCUCCACUGAAAACCCUAAUUCAUUUUUCUCCAUGAAGAACCAAUCAUAAUUUGAUUGAUUUAUUGAGAAGAGAAAGUAUUCGAAGCUUUCGUUUCAGAAAUUGAAGCAAAAAAGGGGGAAAAAUCGGCGUUAAUGGAGGUUUCUGUGAAGGAAAACGAAUUUGUGGUUUUAUCGAUUUCGGAGGUUUCAUCUUCUUCAUCUACUUCGUUUUCGAAAGUGGAACCGGUUUUUGCUCGGUUUGGUUCCGGUUCUGGAGUUCCGGAGCUCCGAUUUACCCAGGAGUCUCAAUCCGGUGCCGACAUUGUGUUCGAUCUUCGAGCUUCGCAGUUAUUCAGGUUAGGACCUGCAGAGUCUCUGUUCUUAUCUGAAGUUUUUGAAGACAAUAAGGAGACAGGCUAUUCCAGGGGAAUCUCCAUUCAAUUUAAAAACAAGGAGGAAAGUAGGGCCUUCCAUUGCGCAUUUGGGCAAUGGAAGACAGAAGUGGUUGUUCAAGGGCCUCCUCUGCCAAAUGGAGCAGUAUCAACUUCAACAAGUAAAUUUGAUGAAAAAAUAGAGGCAUCUUCUGCUAAAAUGUAUUUUCACUACUAUGGGCAACUAUUGCAUCAACAAAAUAUGUUGCAGGAUUUUGUAAGGACAGGAACCUAUUAUGCUGCUGUAAUUGAGAACCGUGCUGAUUUUCUUGGUCGUGUAGUGGUUGAUGUUGGAGCUGGUAGUGGUAUUUUGUCAUUAUUUGCAGCUCAGGCUGGUGCAAAGCAUGUUUAUGCCAUAGAGGCAUCUGAAAUGGCCGAAUAUGCUAAAAAGCUUAUUGCCGGAAAUCCAUCGUUGAAUGAGAGAAUUACAGUAAUCAAAGGAAAGGUUGAAGAAGUAGAGUUACCUGUGAAAGCCGAUAUCUUAAUCUCUGAGCCAAUGGGUACUUUGUUAGUUAAUGAAAGAAUGCUGGAGUCUUAUGUGAUUGCAAGAGACCGGUUUCUAGUUCCAAAUGGAAAAAUGUUUCCUGCAGUGGGAAGAAUACACAUGGCACCAUUCAAUGAUGAAUAUUUGUAUAUGGAAAUUGCAAAUAAGGCUAUUUUUUGGCAGCAACAGAGCUAUUUUGGGGUUGAUUUGACACCCUUGCAAAGAUCUGCAUAUGAAGGAUACUUUUCUCAGCCAGUGGUUGAUGCUUUUGAUCCAAGGGUAUUGGUAACUCCUGCAAUAUCUCAUGUGAUCAACUUCACUUCCAUAAAGGAAGAAGAUCUAUAUGAAAUUGAGAUCCCAUUGAAAUUUUCGUCUUCUAUAAGCACUAGAAUUCAUGGGCUGGCUUGCUGGUUUGAUGUACUAUUUAAUGGAAGCACUGUACCGAGGUGGCUGACUACUGCUCCUGGUGCACCUACAACUCACUGGUAUCAGCUUCGGUGUGUAUUGUCACAGCCACUUUAUGUCAUGCCAGGACAGGAGAUAACUGGCCACUUUCGCCUGGUUGCCCAUAAGGCACAAAGUUAUACGAUUUACCUAACAUUGUCAGCUACUGUUGGAGAUAUGCUCCAAACUUCCUCUGGAAAACUUGAUCUGAAGGAACCAUAUUACCGGAUGUCCCAACCACAAGUAUAUUCAUCGGCACAAGAUCAACAACCUAAUCAGCUAUUGCAAACGCAGGAUGUACCAACACAAUCUUGGGUUGAAGAUGGCUCAGUCCCAGUCCAACAACCUUCUCCAAAUCAUGGCGCAGAGCUACAUUCACUUUGAUGGUGAUAUCCAAGUUAAGGGAUGUGCAUCUCGAUAAUCCCCCUCUUUGUAUUAUUAGAGUGCUUGGCUAAGCUAAAGAAUGCAAAAUUUUAAUCCUGCCAAGUUCUGACUUAUCCAUUCUCCCCUUGCGUUAGGAUUGCUUGUAAAUCGUUGCUCAUGUGCAAUUAUCUUCCUAGUUUCAUGUACUAUUUAUUAUCUUUCAUUAGCACUUUCAACCUGACAAUGUAGGAUGCUUUUGUAUCCAGCUUGAUAUAAAUGGCUAUUUCAGCUGUGCAA
This is a messenger RNA of Solanum dulcamara, 2200 nucleotides long. RefSeq names its product probable histone-arginine methyltransferase 1.3. Gene Ontology annotation, molecular function: protein-arginine N-methyltransferase activity. The record is from RefSeq and is a predicted model, not a curated record. Gene Ontology annotation, biological process: peptidyl-arginine methylation. The coding region runs from base 335 to 1924 and encodes 529 amino acids. The transcript is spliced from 15 exons. Lineage: Eukaryota; Viridiplantae; Streptophyta; Magnoliopsida; Solanales; Solanaceae.